This is a messenger RNA of Folsomia candida, 3327 nucleotides long. RefSeq lists its product as uncharacterized. The transcript has 7 exons. Lineage: Eukaryota; Metazoa; Arthropoda; Collembola; Entomobryomorpha; Isotomidae. The coding region runs from base 138 to 3017 and encodes 959 amino acids. Gene Ontology annotation, molecular function: poly(A) RNA polymerase activity. Gene Ontology annotation, biological process: mRNA 3'-end processing; mitochondrial mRNA polyadenylation. The record is from RefSeq and is a predicted model, not a curated record.
AACAUGGGCUAGAAAAGCACAUGUAUAAAAUUUGUCACUUCACUUUAUAUAUUUCUCAAUUAAAAUUUUAACUCAUGAUAAUUUUGUAAAUCUGUCCCAAUUCUUUAAUCUUGAUAAAAUUAACAACUUUCGACAAUAUGUACCUCCACUGUCUCCCUUGCAACGUUCGACAACGGAACUGUCGAGAUUGGUACUAUCACCUAAACUCACCCAAGCAUCAAGAAUGUGCAAAAGAAGCUGUUAACAAUUGUUCCAGUGAGAUGAGCCAACGAUCCAUUAUCUGUUAUCAGUUUAGCAAAGAAAUGAUGACCCACUUCCAGGUGAAGAUGAGUGAUUUUACUGCCUACUUUGCCAAAUUUGGUCUUAUCCACGACAUUUACUUCAAGACGUCGUUAACUGAUGGUAGUAUCAAGGCAUGUCUGGUGCUUAUGGAUUCUGCAGAACUAGCGAAACGUGUCAUGGCCGACUUGAGAAGUGUGAGCGGUUCAGAGGACGCACACCGAGUCAAACAUGUCAUAGGCAUGUUCAAACUUCGUCAGGAAAUUAGCCCAACACAAUUUCAAAAUGUGAUGAAAAUUCCUAGCGAAGAAGUUUUUCAGCAGCGACACGACAAAUUGGUCCAAAUUUGUGAGAAUAUCUCACUAGAGCAGCAAUUUUAUGAAUUUAUAUGUGCCACCAGCAUUUCUCCUGAACAGAGUCAAAUCAGGAACGACUUUAUUCUACAACUCGAGACUGUUUUGAGUCAGGAAUUUGGAAAUUGUGAAUUGCUGUCUUACGGCUCAUUCUUUAUUGAGAUUGCGGACCAGCAUGGAUCAGAUUUGGAUAUCUUUGUCAUCGCUGAAGACGAAUCAACAAAUCAGCAAAACUUGACCCAUGAAAGCACGGGUGAAUCUGGUGAUGUGACGAAGAAUGACAUUUUCGAGCGAACACUAAGCUGUAUCCGCCGCAACAACUCGUCCGCGCGACGUCAAGGGAGAAAACCAUGGUUUAGAAGUAUAAAUCCAGUCUACGCACGUGUCCCAAUUAUCCGUCUGACCCACGAAGCAACUGAACUGCAAUGUGACCUCUCCUUCAGCAGUAUUCUCUCGGUGCACAACUCGCGCCUCAUGAAAUUUUAUAUUCAAUUCGACCCACGUGUCCGUCCCCUCAUGAUGUUUCUUAGGUACUGGGGCCGUUACCAUUCUCUUCUUGGUUCCAAUAAGAUCAAACCAUACGCCUUGAUGCUAAUGGCUGUGGUGUACCUCAACCAGAACAGAAUCCUGCCAAACGUAAAUUUCCUACAAAAUAAUUAUGCCGGAGAACCACUAAUACUGGAGGGUUGGAAUGCAGGAUUUGAAUCGAACGUGGAGAAAGUUCAACAGAUAAUCUGUCAAAGUGGAUACCCAGCACCCUCCGUCCCUGAGGAAUUAGAUUAUAGCGACGUGCUAAAACUGGCGCAAGGGUUCUUCGACAUGUUUGGAAACUUGAAUUUUGCUGAUUUCGUUGUCUGUCCUCUGCUGGGAAAUUUCGUUGAGAAAAGUUACUUGCGCGAUGAAGACAAAUUUCAAGCCAUGUUUAUGUCUAAAGAUAUCUUUCAGUUGGUAAAAGAAAUUAAGCUCCAAUCUCCAAUGUGCAUCCAAGAUCCCUUCAAACUCAAUUUUAACGUGACGAGCGGCGUUGAUCCCAAGCAAGUCAAACGGUUCACCAGCAUUUGUAGAGAGACAGCAAAAUUUCUGGAAGAUAUCUUGGUGGCAAAGAAAGGAAACCUAUUUUCGUCCGUUUUUGUUAACAUUGAAAACUUGUUAUCGAGAAAAGAAAAUGCUAACAAUAAUAAUCGUGCUGAGGAACCAUUCGUGAUAUCAAACUGGGACGUUUCAACAGCUCAUGAAGUAGUUGAUCAUUUAGCUCAGAAAUUAGUUCAACAAAAGGAUGAUGCAGAUAAACUAUCACUAAUUAAUUCAAAUAGUGAAACGGAGACUGCAAGAGCAUCAGUAGAGAGUGAUCAAGGGAACCAGUUUUGUAGAGACGUGCCCGACAAUAUAGUGCACCAACAAACUUUCACAUUCAGCUCGGAACACUAUAUUUCUCAAGAAUUUGAACAUAUUUUCAUGACAGCCUGGUCUUGCCUCGGUGUCACCCAAGGCGAGUUAACAAAUUGUAUGAAGAUCCUCUGGACUGGUUUUGCAUCCGAUUUUUUUCAAGCAAUAUUCCAAACAGGAUUUGGCUUGAACGUCAGCAUACAAAAAUUUCCGAAUUAUACAGCAAUCCCAUCUUUCAACGUGGAUGAAGCAAAAAGCAGAUUGGACCUAUUGCCAUAUACACUAAAUAUCACCCUGGAUGAGAUGAAAGGACUAUAUUUCAUCGAAACGUUUCGUCGUGCUAAUCAUGAUGUUGUUGAUGAUUCAAAAACCUAUUCCCUAGACGGAAGUCCAGAUACGAAAAGACCUAAACUCGACGUAACAAAUCAAAAAUUGGAAGUUGGAGUAAAUAUCAACCAUGGAGAAAACAACAAUGACGAUGGAAUUGACUCCGCGGCGUCACCCUUCGCUACUACACCCCUUCCAGAAUCAUCAAAAAUUACUAUCAACAUUCCUCACCAACCACCUAUUUCUGUACCCGUGAAUGUUCCUGCUGCUUGUGAAGCAUAUCGGAAAAUUCCAACCGGACUAAGAAAGCCAUUUUCAAACGUAAUAUCAAUUCAGGGAGCAGCCACCCCAUUUAUCCAUAGACAGAGCCGAGUAUAUGACAAAAUUCUCCUCAAUCAGAAACUUCCCCUUCUUACGCUCAAUCCAUUCACUGUGGAGGGAGCGGCUACCAAGUAUUUCAAAAAAUUGAACGAGUCUAAUCCCUUUCAAGUCAAUUUCCUGUGCAUGGUUUCAAUCAACACGACUGAACCCGUUGCUCAGGUUCAUUUGGAGGAAAAGAUUCAAUUUCCUGAAGUACAGUUCCCUGUUGUCCAUCUUUUGCGAGACCUAGGUUUUUGUAAAAUGUUUCAACAGUACGCAUUGUAUCGACUAAAUAAGUUGCUCUUCAAAUAGAUGUGCUGCUUCAAAAUGAUUCUCAAUAACCAGUAUUUUUUGUGAUUAUGACACAAAGCCUUAACAAUUUUACCUCAAUACCAUUAAUUUAAACUAAUCAUAUUGCUGUAUUAAUAUUGGCCUUACUCACAAUAAGGUCAUUAUUAUUAUAGUACAGCUCAUAGACUGAUUACUUGUUACAAUUAUUUUUCCUCUGUUUAUUUCACGACACAUGAAAAUUUUGACCAAGACUGACCAAUUGUACAAUUUAGUCAAUCGAUUGUUAGCGAUUUAUAGCACAAUAUGAUAUUAAAUCAAAAAUCAGUUAUUA